UUAAGUUUAUGACGUUUAAGUUCGCACCGUAUUUUUUGUCUUAAAAACUCCCAAAAGUAGGAAAAAUGAAUACAAUUUCGAUAUUCAGAGAUAAUUUCAACAUAAGCAUCCUUACAGACAAAAGAUUGAAAGAUUUAUUGAAGCAUACUGAGAAAAUUUUAAAGAACAAAAAGCUAAUUGACUCUUUGCCUGACCAGGGAAAAAAUUUAAAAGAUCAGUAUGAGAAACUGUUACUGGAGGCGCAUAAAAGAAAAUAUCAAAUAUGUUUGGAUGAAUUACAUACCCUGCUAAACUAUGUUGAAAAAAGGAGAGAUUUUGUGAAUAGCUGGUUGACAAAAUGCGAUAUGACCUAUCAGGAAAAACCCGAGCUUGACGAAGAAAGAAAAAUCCGUAAAGUAAAGCAGCGAUCUCGCUCAUUACCUAUUCUAGAUUAAUAUAUAUUUGGGUGUUUUUAACACAAAAAUGUUACCAAAUCUUCUGUGAACUAACUAAAAAAGUAUUCUGUUCGGCCUAUUCAGCCUCUCCAAGAGAGCACUUUAAAUUUGUUAACACGAUACUGA
Sitophilus oryzae (rice weevil) is the source of this 560-nucleotide messenger RNA. RefSeq lists its product as uncharacterized. The coding region runs from base 66 to 434 and encodes 122 amino acids. The record is from RefSeq and is a predicted model, not a curated record. Gene Ontology annotation, biological process: transcription elongation by RNA polymerase II. Gene Ontology annotation, cellular component: nucleus. The transcript is spliced from 2 exons. NCBI's taxonomy places the organism in Eukaryota, Metazoa, Arthropoda, Insecta, Coleoptera, Curculionidae. Gene Ontology annotation, molecular function: transcription elongation factor activity.